UAACCUCCCCUUACCUAGAGCAUAGCAAAGCAUUGAAUACGUGCUGAGCAGCUGCUACUGAGUGGCGCACCAACCUGCCCGCAAAAUUGGUUGCACGCUGCGCAGUCCAUUGCCUCUGAGUUGCUUCUGAAAUUGCUUUUGACCAGCUACUAAAGUGCUUUAAGGCUUGGCGUAAUUACAAUAGCACCUGUUGAGAGAGAUCCCAGCUUGUGUGGGCUGGUCCCUGGCGCUUGGCGAGCACCACCAAGGCGCAGACGAUCUGAGGGAGCCCAGCCCAAGGAGUCCGUGCCAGCCGCGCCCACAUAGCUGCCACCUCCAGCAGCCCCGCCCUCUCAGCAGUCCCCAGCACGCUGCAUGGCAGCCAUGUACCGGGGCGGGCAAGACUGGCGGGACGGGCCGCGCGGGGGGCCGCGCUUCAACGACGGCCCCCGCGGCGGGCCCUACGGCGGCCCGGGGCCCCGCGGUCCGCCGCCCGCCGCCUCGCAGCCCGCUGCGCCAGCUCUGGAGAUUGAUCGGGAGAAGACCUGCCCGCUGCUGAUGCGGGUGUUCCCCAAGCAGGGCGGCCACCACAAGCUGGAGGACUUCACGGACCGGGCCAAGCUGCCCGACGAGAUUGCCAUCUACACCUGGAUGGACGCCGACCUGCGCGAGCUGUCCGACCUCAUCAAGGAGGCCAACCCCGCCGCCCGGGCCCGCAACGCGCGAAUGAGCUUCGCGUUCGUGUACCCCGACCGCAAGGGGCGCAACGUCAUGCGACAGGUGGGCGUGGUUCACGCCACGCGGCCGGGCGAGGACGACACCAAGACGCUGCGCAGCCUCAACUUCCAGACAGGCGACUACCUAGACGUCUCCAUCUACUGAAGACGAUGCCUGUGUCAUCUUCACCUUAUCUUUACCUGUGGUGGACAGGUGUGGGGGAGGUAAGGCGGGAUACCGAAGGUCUUGCGCUGGUGGAAGCAGGUGGCGCAGGACGUCAUCCUGAUCACUGGAUGUACACUGGUUGGGGAGUGCGUCGGGAGUGUGCACUUGAGUGCUGCUCAGGCUGGUUUUUGGAGAGUACUCUUGGACCUACCUUGCCGUGGGUGUCCCUGGUAGCCAGGAGGAGGUGCAAACGCUACUCGCGCGUCUUGUGGGUGUCCCCAGUGUGUACGUAGUGUUAAUGGCCUCCCUAGUGUCAAAGCGGGCAAUUGAGGGAAUGGAAGUGAGUGUUCGUGUUCGACUAUCAGAGGAGGCCGAUGCAGAAGAGUCAUCUGUAUGGGGGCGGACCGUGGGGGCGGGCGCGGAGUUGCACUUCGUGCACUGUAGCGAGUGCGAGGGACAAGUGGAGGAAGGCGUGGGGACAGCAUGCCGGGCGACAUCACAAGGAUAUUUGGAAUGGUCAACUUGUUCGGAAAGAUACAGGCACUGGCUUGUAAUCACUAGAAAGU
Molecule: messenger RNA, 1427 nt
Organism: Chlamydomonas reinhardtii
Lineage: Eukaryota; Viridiplantae; Chlorophyta; Chlorophyceae; Chlamydomonadales; Chlamydomonadaceae
Exons: 4
Coding region: 364-861 (165 amino acids)
Biological process (GO): negative regulation of DNA-templated transcription
Cellular component (GO): nucleus
Molecular function (GO): transcription factor binding; transcription corepressor activity
Source: RefSeq, a predicted model, not a curated record